Messenger RNA from Zophobas morio, 725 nucleotides. RefSeq lists its product as uncharacterized. The transcript has 3 exons. The record is from RefSeq and is a predicted model, not a curated record. Bases 18 to 641 code for a protein of 207 amino acids. Lineage: Eukaryota; Metazoa; Arthropoda; Insecta; Coleoptera; Tenebrionidae.
AUAAGACGGUGUUAUCGAUGGCCCAAGCCAUCCGAAGUCGAUUUUUUGUGCAACGUUCCUCUACAAUGCAUCUCGUUACGUUGCUUUUAAUUGCUGCUUCUUUUAGUCUAAUUGAAGCUAAUUCCAUCCGCGUUAAUAACACAGGGACGGAAAAUCUGGUCUUCAUUCUUCAGGCUCUUGGACAUCCACCCAGCAACGGCACGCUAAUUGAAGCCGGUAAUUACACCGAGUUCCUGGUGCUCAACGAAUGGGAGGGCAGCUUCUACACCUACCCCGAGGAGUGCCUCGACCACCCCUGCGACUACCCCGUGACCAAAAUCAGCGUGGCCUUCGAAAAGUACAUGUUCGGCGGCUUCUACGACUUCCUCAUCGUCGACCUCAACAAAGGCUUCAACGUGCCGGCCUCCAUACGGUCGGUCAGUCGUCCGGACUGCGACGUCAUCAGCUGCGACGCUAAUCUCCUGGAGAUAUGCUCCGAGCAGGACCAGGUGGUCGAUGAAGCGGGCGAGGUGGUGGCUUGUCAGACCUCGGUUCUCAACUACCAGGAUUUUAAAGAGAGGUGCCCGAACGCGAGGGUCGACGGCGGCGACGUGGACUUGGGUGUUUGCGCUUCGAUGGAUUACGAGCUCACGUUCGGUUGAUGGGCGACCGGAGCGAUGAAGGGGAAGGAUCGACGAUGAUUUUUGUAGCAUAUGUACAUAGUUGAUUAAAAUACUGAAAAACUG